Messenger RNA from Brachypodium distachyon (stiff brome), 1664 nucleotides. RefSeq names its product DNA damage-repair/toleration protein DRT100-like. Bases 110 to 1252 code for a protein of 380 amino acids. The transcript has a single exon. The record is from RefSeq and is a predicted model, not a curated record. Gene Ontology annotation, molecular function: protein binding. Lineage: Eukaryota; Viridiplantae; Streptophyta; Magnoliopsida; Poales; Poaceae.
GUCAUCAUCCCAGCCAGCCAGCCAGCCUCUACUAAACACUGAGCUCUGCAAGCUCACGUGCACCACUCACCACUGUCCGCUCUCCACUCUCGGUCGAGCUCCCAAAGCAAUGGCAACGCCGCUCCUCCUCCCACUCGCCACUCUCUUGACGCUCGUCGUCUCCGCAGCCGCCGCGGCAUGCUCGGAGUCCGACCGGGACGCGCUGCUCUCGAUCCGGGCGGCACUCUCAGACUCCAACAACCUGGGCGUCUUCUCCACGUGGAACCACACCACAAACUGCUGCUCCACAUACUACGGCGUGAGCUGCGACCCAGCCACGGGCCGGGUCACCUCCCUGAUCCUCCGCGGCGAAGCGCCCCUCGACGCCGUCAUGGCGCUCUCGGGCAUCCCAGCGUCCGGCCUCAUGUCAGGCUACAUCUCCGACCGCGUCUGCAUCCUCACGGGCCUCUCGACACUCGUCAUCGCCGACUGGAAGCAGAUCUCCGGCCCAAUCCCGGCCUGCCUGGGGGCCCAAUCGCUCCCGGAGCUCCGAGUCCUCGAGCUCCCGGGCAACCGCCUCUCGGGGGAAAUCCCCCCGGCUCUCGGAACCCUCUCCCGCCUCGCGGUGCUCAACCUCGCGGAUAACCUCUUAUCCGGCAACAUCCCGAGCGAGAUUACUAACCUGGGCUCGUUAAAGCACCUCGACCUCGCGAACAACGAGCUCACGGGGUCAAUCCCGGCGGAAUUCGGGAGCCUGAAGAUGCUGAGCCGUGCUCUGCUCAGCCGGAACCGGCUCUCGGGGACGAUCCCGUCCUCCGUCGGGUUACUAACCCGGCUCGCCGACCUCGACCUCGCCGAGAACCGGCUCAGCGGCCCGAUCCCGGACACCCUCGGAACCUCCGGGAAGAAGAACGGCGUGCUGACGUCGCUGUACCUGGGCGGGAACGGCGGCAUCUCGGGCCGGAUCCCGGCGGGAUUGCUGAGGACGAAAGGGCUCGGGAUCGUCAACCUGAGCCGGAACGCCGUGGAAGGCCCCAUCCCGGACGUGUUCACGAAGGACUCGUACUUCAUCUUGCUUGACCUGUCCCGGAACCGGCUGACGGGCGGCGUGCCGCGGUCGCUCUCCUCGGCGGCGUACGUGGGGCACCUUGAUCUUAGCCGUAACCGGCUUUGUGGGGAGAUCCCGAGGGGCCCGCCGUUCGACCGGCUCGACGCCGAGUCCUUCGCCGGGAACAGCUGCCUCUGCGGGGGCCCGCUCGGCAAGUGCACGUAAACGUACGAGUCUUCCGGUGAUUUGGCGACGGCCGCGUGGUGUACCGUGCAGUAACGACGUACUCCGUACUGUAUAGAGGUGUGUGUACGGUCUGCACGUACCAACGGUUGUGUGUACGACUACUUGUGUGUGUGUUUCGUAUACGAGUUAACCUGGGUUGCUAAUAGGUUUGGGUAUAGAACAAGUCAAGAAGACAAAUUGUACUGGCGUUUCGUGUGAGUGACCGACGAAUUAGCGGCGAGGAAAAUGAAACUCCCCUGGCCUUCUUUUCUCUUCGUUUCUUUUCUUCUCCCUUUUUUUUACUAGUGAUUUGUUUUCUUGGCUAUCAGAGUGCAGCUGCUUCGAAAAAGUGGACUGCAUCAAGUUAAAAGUCUGUGCAGCAUAUGAUCAGGGAGUGUGAUAUCUUGUCCUA